AUUUAUGUUGGCAUGGUGAUACUGAAAUGGGUUGAUUAACGUAUCCGACACAAUCUGAGCCGGGAUAGCGGUCUAAAGGAACAGUUUCCGGUAACUAAAAAGAUAGAAAUCCAUCAUGGCGGCAAUGUACGCGAUUUUCGUAAUAUUGCCAACACUCGUUACAUCCAGUUUUUUCCAGAUAGAUUAUCCAAAUGUAAACAUAUCUUCAGAACCAAACGGGGACCUGAUAUUUGAGGCUGGCCAGAGUGGAGAUGUUAUCCUGAAGCCUGGGGCUGGUGGAACCGUCUACAUAGCCGGUGUGGACCUGCGAAAAAUCAUCGAGAAAGUGAAGAGCCUACCCCCUAUUUGGACAAAGCAGUCUGUUCAUGGGUCACUGGGUACAUUCAACGCAGGGAAAUCACUCUCGGUAUCCGCAGAAGCGAGGGAUCCUGACGGUCAAAGUAUUGUGUACGAAGUAGUAUCCGGUCACCUCCCUCCCGGCACUACACUCAAUAAUGCAACCGGGGUGAUAUCCGGAACUGCUCCCGACGUGGAUGCUACCUACCACUUUGAAAUUCGCGCCACCGAUAUUCACGGAAAAUAUGCUGACGGAUCCUUCAGCAUCAACAUCCGGGAACAGGACCAGUGUAAAAACAACCCAUGUGAGCAUGGUGGAACAUGCACGGAUGACCUGAAUAAAUUCACCUGUAGUUGUCCCAAGGGAUAUGGCGGGGACAGAUGUGAAUCAAUUUGUUCUCUGCGCGCAUUCGGAGUGGAUCAGAACGUUAAAAACAUCCCCGACGCCCAGUUGUCAGCUCACUUGACCUAUAGCACCUACAACGCCCACGAUGGUCGCCUGAACUCAAAGACGGGAUGGAUAGGGAAUGGAUCUGGGUCAUACUUACAGGUGGAUCUUGGUAACGUAUCGACAGUGUACAGCGUGGCAACACAGAGUUACCGUUCUUCCUCUUACUACACACUUACCUAUACUGUAACCUACAGCCAGGACGGCAACACCUUCCUCGGACGCCGCCGGAGUUGUCGGAACUUUUCCGCCAGUGCAAGUUACGACCUUGUGAUUAAGCACGACUUUAGGGCACCAGUACAGGCCAGAUUCGUCCGCUUUCACCCAAAACUGUGGCAUACAGGAGGCCAGCCUGGGCUGAGAGUGGAAGUAUAUGGUUGCAACUGAACAUUCCUUCAUUUUAUCAAUAAAACAAUCUUCGAAACAAU
Pecten maximus is the source of this 1212-nucleotide messenger RNA. Its product is annotated as lactadherin-like. Lineage: Eukaryota; Metazoa; Mollusca; Bivalvia; Pectinida; Pectinidae. Bases 116 to 1171 code for a protein of 351 amino acids. The transcript has 9 exons. The record is from RefSeq and is a predicted model, not a curated record. Gene Ontology annotation, cellular component: membrane. Gene Ontology annotation, molecular function: calcium ion binding.